UUCAUGCAAUACACCCCAUAUUGUUGAUGUUGACAUAUAUAUAGAGCGAGUUAUCAUUCCUUGUCGCGUCGUGUCAAGUCUUGUUUUUAAAAUUAUUACUCUUGGGAUUUGAGAUGAGUAAGUAGCUACGCGUAAUAAGUAGGUAUAGUUGAAGUUGAGGUACAACCAAGUGUUUGCUGUGAAAUCACGAAUUCAAUUGAUACUUGAUCAGGUAAACGUAAACAGCGAUUGCAAGUGUAUUAUUACAUUAAUAAUAUAUACCAAUGUCGCAAACGCGUGAAGAAUCACCAGAGCCUAGUUCUGCGUGUUGUAACAAACUUGAAAAUGAUUGUCAGAGUGAAAUAACAUGUGAAAUUCCAGAAAACCAUGUAAAAACUGCCACUGUUCCCGAAUGUGCUGUAUGUUUGCAAAAUUGCAUCCAUCCAGCUCGUCUUCCCUGCAACCAUGUAUUCUGCUAUCUGUGUAUCAAGGGUGUUGCAAAUCAAAGCAAGCGCUGCCCAAUGUGUCGCCAAGAAAUUCCAGCAGGCUUUCUGGAACACCCACAAUUACUCGAAGUUAGUUUAUCGGACAAAAGGGAAGUUACAGUCAUCGACACAGAACAAACUCCACAAGAGGAAUAUCAAUGGUUUUACGAAGGAAAUAAUGGUUGGUGGCAAUAUGAUCCCCGUACAAAUGCAGAGUUGGAAACUGCAUACAAACAGGGAAAACAGACGUGUGAACUAUUGAUUGCUGGAUUUUUGUACAUUGCCGAUUUCACUUCCAUGUUUCAAAUUCGUCGCAAUAAUCAUUCGAGAAGAAGACGCAUCAAACGCGACCUGUGCAGCGCACCAAAAAAAGGAAUAGCAGGAUUAAGAUUAAACGAUUCGACGGCAGUGUGUGAUCACCGUAGCAUUCAACAAACCGUUGAAUCGCAUGAUAGUCAAUCUACUAAUUCAUCGGGACCGUCUUUGGCUGAUCAAGCAUCGUCCACGCUAAUUUUGGAAAAUGUAAUUGGUGACAGUGCUGCUGGAUCAACUGCAGCCGCACAUGUGGAACAACAAACGAUUUCGUUACAUCAGAUAAUUCCUCGUUAUCCCAGUAACAUGAGACGUCAUCCCGCCCCGUUGGUUCAUCGGAUAAGAAACAGGCGUAAAAGGUCCAUCAUCUACAUUGCUUUGUAAUUAUCUACUUGACCUGCUAAAGAAACUAUCAAGAUUUUGUUAAAAUUGAUAUUAAAAAUUAAAUUAUUUUUUUGUAAAAUGCUACAACGUAAGAACCAUAAUUAGUAAAAAUUAAUUUGGAAUGUGAUUGCUAUUAACUAUUCACUGUACAAAUUGCAUAACAUAUAGACGUAUUUUUAAUGUAAUAAGAAAAAACAGUGAUUCAUCUAUUUUGCAGUUUGAGGUUGAUUUAUAAAAAAAAAUAAUAUGCCUACCACUUACGUUUUUAAGUUUUUUGACAAUUUUAAUGAAAAGAGCCCACGACCUGCACUCACUGUUGCAGUCUUCAAAAGCUAUACAUUAUAUCAAUUAUAUGAGCAUGAGAUAAUUGAUAUUUUUUCGCUAUUUCGAACAUUCGAAUUUGCAUGGAUUGGUAUACUCCCGCUCUUACGGAAUCCCGGUCACGACAUCUAUAUAAAAACGUAUAAACACAUUAUUGAGACUGAAUUGACAACUACA
Messenger RNA from Copidosoma floridanum, 1658 nucleotides. It is a transcript of the gene Rnf146, whose product is annotated as Ring finger protein 146. Gene Ontology annotation, molecular function: poly-ADP-D-ribose binding; ubiquitin protein ligase activity; zinc ion binding. Gene Ontology annotation, cellular component: nucleus; cytoplasm. Gene Ontology annotation, biological process: ubiquitin-dependent protein catabolic process; Wnt signaling pathway. NCBI's taxonomy places the organism in Eukaryota, Metazoa, Arthropoda, Insecta, Hymenoptera, Encyrtidae. The record is from RefSeq and is a predicted model, not a curated record.